Megalobrama amblycephala (Wuchang bream) is the source of this 2071-nucleotide messenger RNA. RefSeq names its product prolyl 4-hydroxylase subunit alpha-1-like. Bases 119 to 1591 code for a protein of 490 amino acids. Gene Ontology annotation, molecular function: iron ion binding; L-ascorbic acid binding; procollagen-proline 4-dioxygenase activity. NCBI's taxonomy places the organism in Eukaryota, Metazoa, Chordata, Actinopteri, Cypriniformes, Xenocyprididae. The record is from RefSeq and is a predicted model, not a curated record. Gene Ontology annotation, biological process: peptidyl-proline hydroxylation to 4-hydroxy-L-proline. The transcript is spliced from 13 exons. Gene Ontology annotation, cellular component: endoplasmic reticulum.
AGUGGUGAAUACAGGUGUGUCUCUAUUUGGUGUCUACAAAGGUGUGUGUCUGUAUUUAAGCUUGAUUGCAAGAUACACAUGUAAACAAGUUGGGUUUUGAGAUAUUGAAGAUUUGAUAAUGGCCGUAAAGGAACUGAGAGUAUUCAUUGUGUGUAUUUGGACUGUCUAUUCUGCUGCUGGGCAUGAAUUCUUCUCAUCAACAGAUCAAAUUGCACAGCUAUAUGGGAAGAUGAAAGACCUUCUGAAGGUCUUCAGUCGAUGCAUUGAUGCUAAGAAUGUAGCGACAACGAAGAGUGUUCUUCUGAAUCUUCUGCUUUCAUACUCUGACUCUGAGAACCCUGAGGAAGCCAUGAGAAACCCUGUGACAGCUUACAGACUCCUCAGACAACUGAGAAAUGAUUUGAUAUUUAUUGAAGAACACAUUAAGCCAAAUCUUUAUCAGUGUAAAGAGUAUCAGGAUGAGUUGGACGCAAAGCUCCUAGAGAUCCCACAGCUGGAGGACUUGGAUGGUGCAGCUUCAGGACUGAUCAGACUGCAAGAAAUCUACAAACUCCACCCAGAAGACAUCACAAAAGAAACAUCUCUAAAUGCAAAUGAAGCCUACCAUGUGGGGUUGGUUGCUUAUGAUGAGCAUAAAUUCCAGCAUGCCUUUCUCUGGUUUCUGUACAGUCUGGACAGAUUAACAGAAUACUCAACCACUACUGAGGAAGAGUUGCUCAAUUAUCUUAGUUCCUCAGCCUAUCAUUUUGGCAGCCUAUCUGUGGCAAUCUUCUUCAAACAGCAGCUUCUAAAUCUGGAUCCAAGUAAUGAUGAAGUCAGAGUUCAGCUGAACUGGCUCCUUCACUUACAGAGCAACCCUGACAUAUUCACACUGAACACAGAGUCAAGUAACUAUGAGACACUGUGCAGAGGAGAGGUUGAUGAGAGAACCUCCAAGAGGCAGAGGGCGCUGUCCUGUAGGUACAGCACAUGUGGAGGAAACCCCAGACUGAUGUAUGCACCAGUGAAAGAGGAAGUGGAGUGGGACGAACCUCAAAUCAUCAGAUAUCAUGGCAUUAUAUCAGACAGAGAGAUAGAGAUCCUGAAGAAUAUCUCCAGACCUCAACUUUCUAGGUCUCAGGUUGGAAAGGGCACAGUCUCAGACUUACGUACUUCUCAAAGUGUUUUUCUAAAAGAGGAUUACACUGUUGCUCGCAUCAAUCAGAGGAUAGCAGACAUCUCGGGACUCUCCAUGGAAUCUGAGGAAUCAGAGGAAUCUCUACAUGUUCAGAAUUACGGGAUUGGUGGCAGAUAUGAACCACAUUAUGAUGCAUGGGAUAAUGAGAAUGAAAGGAUUGCUACAUUCUUAAUUUAUAUGAGUGAUGUGGAGAUAGGGGGCGCCACUGUGUUCCCUAAAGUUGGAGUUGCAUUGCAGCCAGAAAAGGGUUCAGCUGUGUUUUGGUACAACCUCCACAAGAAUGGUACACUGGAUUUGAAAACGCUGCAUGCUGGAUGCCCUGUGUUAAUGGGUAACAAAUGGGUGGCUAAUAAAUGGAUCCAUGAGUAUGGACAGGUGUUCAGGAGACCCUGUUCUUUGUCAGACAGGGAGUGAAAAACAGUGUAACCAAUGUAGACAUCAUAUGAAGUGUAUCUGUACUAUAGAAGUACCUGUUAUAUUUAUUAUGUAUCGUGAGUUUUUAUAAUGUACAAUAGAUCAUCUGAUCCCAGGUGAAAAGGAAAUACAUUUUUUUUUUUAAAUUGUGUUUUUUUGUUUUUGUUUUUUAGACACACAUAAUAUAUUAAAAUUAUACUACACUGAGUAUAUCAGUACAAUAUCAGUGUCUUUGUGACUGAACUCUGCUCACUGUAAGUGGUGUUGUUGGGUUUCUUAUGUUCAUUGUAACUCAGAGUGCUGUAGAGUGACGACAGACAAGAGAAUAAAAAUGGACACUCAUAUGUCAAGCUUGAUGAGGAUAUAGUCAAAAGGUAAAUUGAGAGGUUAACGAAAUUCUAAUGAAUAUCAAUGCAAAUUAUAAUACUAGGCUAUAUAUUCAAUCAUGGAAGCAAAACUUUUAUUCAUUGGUUCACAGAA